AUGCAGUCAGCUGGAUCUGUGCAUGUUUCCAAGUCUAAAAUGAAAAAUGUCAUAAUUAAAGCAUCAGAAAAGGAACCGGAAGAUGGUUCAGAAAAGGAAAUAGAUGAAGUGAAAGAAGUAUCAGAGGAAGAAAUAGGCGAGGAUCCUGAAGAUGAUCCAGACGAGGAGGAAGUUUCAGAGGAAGAGUUAGAUGAGGAUCCUGAAGAAGAUCCAGAAGAAGAAUUAUAUGAGGAAUCUGAUGAAGAUUCAACGAGUAGUAGCAUUGACAGUAAGGAACCUGAAAGUGAUUGCAAAGAGGAAUUGAAUGAUGAAACCAGGUCAAGUUUGAAAUCUGUAAAUUCAUCAGUAUUGUGCAUCAAUAAUGAUGUAGCUAAACCUAUUGAUGAUCAAAAUCUGUUUUCCUCUGAAGCAAACGUUUCUAAUCCGUAUUCAGUGAACAAUGCUCGUGAAACACAGGACCCUGGUGGAAGUUCUGGCAGAAAACGGUGUAGUCGGUGGUGUCCGGUACAAGAAACACAAACUGGUCAAAGUGAUGGAACUAGUAAAAAAAGGAAAACAAGGUGGGAUGAUUCUCCAGUUCUUGGCACAUUUAAGCUACCGGACUUCAUGUAUCCCUUAGAGCAUGAGAUGGACCAGAAGACGAUUAGCCUGAGGAUGCAACUUAUGGAGGUAAACAGCAAGCUGCAAAGUUCAGAGAUUCAUGAUGACAGGCCUGCAGAAGAAAGAUCUCCUUCUCCCGAACCUGAAUACAAUAACCUCGGCAUGAGAAUAAAUACCCAUGAAGCAAGACUCAGGAAAAAACUUAGAGCCAAACAGAAACAUAUUAUAUCGAAAUUAGCUAAAACUGGCUUGAACUUUAGAACUCCUGCCAAGCUCGUUGAGAAAAUUUAUGUUCCGGAGAAAGAGUAUCCAGAUUAUAACUUUGUUGGUCUUAUUAUUGGUCCAAGGGGAAAUACUCAAAAGGAAAUGGAAAAGAAAACUGGAGCAAAGAUUCGUUUAAGAGGUAAAGGCUCCAUGAAUAAGAAGCCUGAUCCAUCUGAUGAUGAAGGCCUGCACAUUCUUGUGGAGGCUGAUAAUCAACAAUCGCUGGAUGCUGCUGUGGGAAUGGUUAAGAAAUUACUGGUUCCUGUGGCUGAUGGAAUGAACAAUCACAAGAGAGCGCAAUUGCAAGAGCUUGCAAAACUGAGAGGAGUUGCAUUUGCAGAAUUGAAAGGAACGUGUGAAGAUAAGAAUAUAUGCAGUUUUUGCAAGGAACUAGGGCACCAACAAUAUGCCUGCCCUUGUCGAGAUUCAACUUUUAAGGCCAUGGUUUGUGAUAUUUGCGGAAGCUUUAGCCAUCUGUCGUCUGAAUGUAGCUUGUCUAUAGCAUCUCAGACGUGCCUGCCUCUGCGAGGCUCUUAUGGAAUUGGGAUUGGUUCUGAUGGGAAAUUAAGCAAACAGAUGGAUGAUGCAAAUCUCUAUGUUGGAUACUUACCCCAGACAGUCGAUGAUAAUCAGUUGAAGGAGCUAUUUUCACCCUUUGGAAAAAUUGUCCAAACAAGGGUGAUUAAAGAUCGAACUACUGGUUUAAGCAGAGGAUACGGUUUUGUUAAAUUUGAAAAUCCUGUGGAUGCUAAUGCAGCAGUGUUACACAUGAAUGGAUACAAAAUAGAUGGCAAAAUGUUGGCAGUAAGAGUAGCCGGGCAGAAACCAGUUCCAGGACCCUCACAUCUGGGCAAUCUUCCAAUUCCCUCUGUUCCUCCAGCAAUUCGACCCAAUAUUUCAGGCCAGACGUCUUGCCUUUUUGGCCCAUCAGUUUUGAUGCUUCCAGAAGCUCAAGCCUCCAUUUUUAAUAACCAAAACUCGUAUUUUCCUUCUUCCUUGGUCCAGUUUGGGCAUUACAAUAACCUUCCAAGUACUGAGUUCUCGAGCACUCCUCCAAGUUCAGACUCUAAUAUUGCUGACUCAGGGAUGGCAGGCACCUUCUCUUCAACUUCUGAAUUUCCUAGCCAAAUCAUGAGUUCAAGCUUGGCCCCCAAUUCGUUCUCACAGUUUCCUUCACGCACCGUCUCUUCAACUUCUGAAUUUCCUAGCCAAAUCAUGAGUUCAAGCUCUGCCCCCAAUUCGUUGUCACAGUUUCCUGGUGCUUCCAUUUCAAACAAUCCAAGCUUGUAUUUUUCUUCUUCAUCGGUCCACUUUGGGCAUUACAAUAACCUCCGAGGGCCCGAGUUCUCAAGGAUUCCUCCAAGUUCAGAGUCUAAUACUGCUGACACAAGGAUGGCAGGCACCUUUUCUUCAACUUCGGAAUUUCCUAGCCAAAUCACGAACUCGAGCUCAGACCCCAAUUCAUUGUCCCAUUUUCCUGGCGAUCCAGACUACCGAGGUUCGCAGUUCAAGUCAUACUUCAGCCUCUAA
Molecule: messenger RNA, 2394 nt
Organism: Fraxinus pennsylvanica
Lineage: Eukaryota; Viridiplantae; Streptophyta; Magnoliopsida; Lamiales; Oleaceae
Source: the annotation of a GenBank genome assembly